Parastagonospora nodorum SN15 is the source of this 1332-nucleotide messenger RNA. RefSeq lists its product as hypothetical. The record is from RefSeq and is a predicted model, not a curated record. Gene Ontology annotation, cellular component: membrane; endoplasmic reticulum. NCBI's taxonomy places the organism in Eukaryota, Fungi, Ascomycota, Dothideomycetes, Pleosporales, Phaeosphaeriaceae. Gene Ontology annotation, biological process: transmembrane transport. The transcript is spliced from 3 exons. The coding region runs from base 1 to 1332 and encodes 443 amino acids.
AUGGGCAUUGACGCUUCCGAAUUGCUUGUGCCAUUCGCUGGCGCUAUCCAGGCUUCGUUCUCUGUCUUGCUUACCAUUGUGUUUGGUGUCGUUGCUGCGCAAUGUAAUUUGCUAUCGACCAAUGCUGCCAAAGAGGUAUCGAAACUAUGUGUGCGCAUGUUCUUGCCUGCGCUCUUGAUUUAUAAGAUCGGCUCGAACUUGCAUCAAGGCACAGCAGUUCGAUACGUCCCAUUACUAAUAUGGUCAAUUACCUACACGCUCCUUUCCGUCCUUGUCGGCCGCAUCCUCACCCGUGUAUUUAAGUUGCCGAGCUGGGUAACCCCAGCCAUUGCUUUCAACAACACAACAAGUCUACCGCUUCUCCUCAUCGAAUCACUCAAGCAGACCCAGAUCCUCGAUGUCAUACUUGUUGGAGGAGACACUGCGGCCGAUGCACUUGAUCGUGCAGAGUCUUACUUCUUGAUCAAUGCCAUGGUCAGCAAUUCACUCACUUUUGCUUUGGGACCACGACUUCUCAAACCCGGCGAUGAAGAUGCGCCCGACGACCAGGAAGAAUCACAGGAUGGAGAAGAUGAGGAGGAAGACGAGGGUACAGGCAAUGGAAACGGUUAUGGAGACAUCGAACGUGGUCCGGACGGACUUAUCAACGAACACACCUCUCUUCUUCCAGAACGCAUCAUCAAACCGACCAAUCGCAUCGAAAAAAAGGGCUACCUCAAAACGCGCGACUGGUUCAAUGGUCUCGGCCCAAAGACGCAGGAGGUUGUUGAAGUCGCAUGGCAAUUCGCCAAUGCGCCACUUCUUGGAGCCCUUGUCGGUGCAAUAAUUGGACUGACGCCACCGCUUCAUAGGCUGUUCUUCAACAAGAGCAACGACGGCGGGUACUUCAACGCGUGGCUGACCACGUCGUUCAAGAACAUUGGCGAUCUGUUUGCAUCCACGCAGAUCAUCGUCGUUGGGGUGAAACUCAGCCAGAGCAUGUUGCGCAUGAAGCGAGGCGAGGAUAGCGGAGAAGUCGCAAAGAAGAGUCUGGCGUUGGUCACCUUUAUACGCUUCAUCAUUUGGCCUAUGAUCAGCAUUUCUCUCAUAUGGGCGCUCGCUUCGAAAACGAACCUUCUCGACGCCGACCCAAUGCUAUGGUUUGCGAUGAUGUUGAUGCCCACAGGCCCGCCAGCUAUGAUUCUGGUCGCUCUAACGGAUGUCACCGGCGCACCGGAAUCGAUGAAGAUGACAAUCGCAAAGUUCUUGACAAUCAGUUACGCAAUCACUCCGAUGAUAUGCUUCGCUGUCGUGGGAAGUCUGAAGGCGACUGAGGCCGCGAUCAGUCGUUAG